Trichobilharzia szidati is the source of this 2744-nucleotide messenger RNA. The record is from the annotation of a GenBank genome assembly. Lineage: Eukaryota; Metazoa; Platyhelminthes; Trematoda; Strigeidida; Schistosomatidae.
ACCAAGGUCAUAUUUACGUUACAUUUGGUGGUCCUGUGAGUCUCAGCUGUAGUUUCGGUUUGUUGUGUUCAAAGGCUCACAUACCACUACCCAUAACGAUGCUCAGCUCACCUGUUUUAUUCACACUGUGAUACGAGUGUGUGCGUGUGUCUGUGUGAAUACAUGUCAUCAAUUCUCGGAAGUGAAUACCCUAACAACAAAUAACAUUGUGUUGGAUAUCGACUAUGAAAUACACCUGGCACUACAAUGUUAUCUGCAUACUCAGUGUAUACACUUUUCUACUACUAAAACUCUCUUAUAAUUCAGCUACUGUUAUACUACAACCAAAAUUACUUGUCAUCUCAUUGGAUGGUUUCCGUCAUGAUUAUUUAGAUCGUGCUAAGGAAAAGCAGAUUAAUAUUUCUGGAUUUGAAAAAAUUUGGAAUUCAGGAUGUCGUGUAUUAAAAGUACACAAUGAAUUUAUUACACGUACAGGACCAAAUCAUAUCUCUAUGGUAACUGGUAUGCAUGAAGAAAGUCAUGGCAUUGUUGAUAAUGUAUUUUAUGAUCCUAUACUGAAUGACACAUUUGAUUUAGUCAAUCAAAUCCAUGCACCUCAAUCAAAAUGGUAUGAUGUUGGUUCAGAGCCUAUAUGGGUAACAAAUCAACGUCAUGGUUAUCAAAGUGCUGUCUACUUUUGGCCUGGUAGUGAUACAAGUAUCAAGGGAUAUUUACCGUCCUAUUAUUAUACACCGUAUAAUCCUGAAAUUUCUCUAACUGAACGAAUCGAUACAAUUGUUCGAUCAUUAAAUUUUGAGAAUGUUACACUUGGUUUAAUCUACUAUCAUGAACCUGAUUCACAAGGUCAUAUAAGUGGACCAAACUCACCGGAGAUCUAUAAUGUUAUCAGUCAAUUAAAUCAUGAUAUGGAAUAUUUAUUAUCGUUAAUUGAUAAACAACCAGUAUUGAAAGCAUCACUUAAUAUAAUUCUAACAAGUGAUCAUGGUAUGUCUUCAGUAAGCACUAACAGGACAAUUAUUCUACAUGAUUAUAUCAAUGAAAAUUGGUAUUACAGUCCUGGAGCAGAUCAUCGGAUUGUUUGGUUAUUAUGGCCAAAAAAUGGAAUAUCAUCAGGUGAUCUUUACAAAAGACUGGCUAAGAAACAUUCAAAAAUGAAUGUUUAUCUUAAGGAAGAUAUACCAAAUCGAUUACAUUAUUCAAAUAGUCAAAGAAUUAGCCCGUUAAUUGUUUAUUGUGAACCUGGUUGGAUGAUUGUGAAGUCGAGAGAAUCAAUUGCAGAGUUUACUAAACGUGGAGAUCAUGGUUAUGAUCCUAAUGACAGUGAAAUGUCCCCAUUUUUCUUGGCUAUGGGACCAGGAUUUAAAGAUAUGUCGCGGAGUAGGAGGACAAUUCAAUCUAUCCAAAUGGUUGAUAUUUAUCCACUGAUGUGUGCACUACUCAAUCUGACUGAUCCAGCUCCAAAUAAUGGCAGUCUAUCACGUGUGAUACAUCUUCUACACGGUAAUGAUAGUUAUUUCUCAAGCUUUUUAGAUGCACUUACAGUUGGCGUUAUUUUACUGUGUUGCCUUACACUAUCACUUACUCUAGUGAUAUGUGCAUGUUAUUCUUCCCUGAAUUAUCCCUAUUUAUUCCCUCAUCGGAGUCAUGGUUAUUAUCAGCCUUUACGUCAACAUUAUACUGAUCAACAACAGCACACUGAUGAACCACCACAUGUUGGAGAACAUCAGAAUCAUCAAAUUUGUCAACCAAAUCUACUCUUACUUCAACGACGUUAUCGUAGUAAUAAUUAUCAAAAAGCAAUUCAAUUAGAAGAGUUAAAAAAGUCUACUGAUAACCGGAAAAAAUUGAAACAUAAACGUAAAUUAUAUAAUGUCUAUUUGAAUAAAGAAUCAACUGGACAAGCGGAUAGACAACACUUACUACUUAAUUAUACUAUUGAUGACAGUAAAAACACUCAUGAGGUCAAUAAUUCCGGUGAUAUUAUUCAUAAUGUUCCUGAUGUCUAUCGUGGUGUUGUUGGCACUGGCGGCGGUGGUGUUGGUGGUGGUCAUUAUGACGAUGAUAGUGAAGAAGAAUUUGAAGAAUUCAAUAAAUUUUCUAGUCACCAUAUUGAUGAUGAAACAUUUAUCAAUCUGUUACGUCAACCUAACGGUCGAUAUCCAUAACUGUGAUGCUUGUGUAUGUAUUUAUCUAUGUAUGUAUGUAUGUAUGUAUGUACACUUUCUGUGCUCAAUAACCUUCCUGUUAAAUGGGACAUUAUUAUUACUAUUACUGCUCCUACUACCGUAACUGUCAAUCGAACGCGGUCAAGAGUUAUUUUUGUAACACACAUCUAUAUAUUUAAAAGUGCUUGCGUGUAUCUCUUUGCCUUAGUAUUUUUGACAUUUCAGAAAUUCCGCCUUUGUGUUUGUUAGUUUGUUUGAUCUUGACGACGGGGGGGAGUGUGGAGGUCUCCACAUUCAAACAUGCACACCUUCCCUUCGCCAGUGUGUGAUUGUCUCAUCCUUUCACAUCAUUACCAUUACCAUCAUCAUCAUUAGCGCAUUAUUUAUUUUGGAUAAUUUUGAAAUCUCUCUGUUGUUGUUUUCCUUCCAAUUUUCUUGUUUUCUUUUCUGAGUUUGAUUGUUUGUUUUUAUUUGUCCUAAAAAGAAUGGCUGUGUUGAUAAUUUGUUGUUAUUUUUGUUAUUUUGUUAAAAAGAAAUUGAUUGUUAUUUUGUUGAAAUAUCAUUUGUUAUUAUCGCCAA